Molecule: messenger RNA, 726 nt
Organism: Symbiodinium natans
Lineage: Eukaryota; Dinophyceae; Suessiales; Symbiodiniaceae
Source: the annotation of a GenBank genome assembly
AUGGCGUCACGCCCAACUCUUCGAGUGAUGUUAGCAGCCGUGGCGCUGUGUGUUGGUGCAUGCUUCGGGCCUGCCUUCAUUGCCCCAGGGCAAGCAGCCUCCAGGCCAAACCUGCGGCGAAUGGAAGGGCCGGGGGCCAUGCCGGAGCAGGAGCCCAGCAUGUCGUCCUCAGCAUCCCGGACGCGACGGGCCUCCGUGGUGGCGGCGCUGGCAUUGCUGGUGCUCGCUCCGCGCGCACGGGCCGUCGAGGAGAUGAGCGACGCCGCCGUGGCAGAAGCAGCCAAGCCGCUGAGUCCCUUCGAGAAACGGGUUCUGCUGGAGGCAGCGACUGAGCCAGCCUUCACUGGCAAGACCACCAACGGCUACGGCUGGGACAACAAGGAGGAGGGUACCUACGUUUCGCCGAUCAGCGGCCUCCCCCUGUUCUCCUCUAAGGCGAAGUACAACAGUGGCACCGGCUGGCCAAGCUUCUGGGCCCCCGUCAGCUCAGAGAACGUCGAGGAGCGCACCGACCCAGGUGACAUGGAUACCUUGCCGAAGAUGUUCUGGAGAACAGAGGUCCUGGAUCGUGCCUCUGGCACACACCUUGGCCACGUCUUCAACGACGGCCCGCCACCGACAGGCAAGCGAUACUGCAUCAACGCCGCCGCCCUGAAGUUUGUGCCUGGCACGGCGCCAGAGGGCGACCCGAAGCAGGCCUCGAAAUGGGUCCUUUCCCUGUUCUGA